Microplitis mediator is the source of this 1513-nucleotide messenger RNA. Its product is annotated as speckle-type POZ protein-like. Gene Ontology annotation, cellular component: cytoplasm. The coding region runs from base 225 to 1256 and encodes 343 amino acids. Gene Ontology annotation, biological process: regulation of proteolysis; proteasome-mediated ubiquitin-dependent protein catabolic process. NCBI's taxonomy places the organism in Eukaryota, Metazoa, Arthropoda, Insecta, Hymenoptera, Braconidae. Gene Ontology annotation, molecular function: ubiquitin protein ligase binding. The record is from RefSeq and is a predicted model, not a curated record. The transcript is spliced from 2 exons.
CUCAACCCCUCAUAAGUGAAAGUAAACCACAAGCCGGUGAGAUAUUUAUUUUUUUACGUGCAAACUUAUAUAUUUUAAUUUCCGAAUAUAAAAUUGUUGAUAUUUGUUAUAAAUAAAGAUUAGUUCCACAAAAUACCGUAAUCAAACGAGUGCAUUUUAAAAUAAUAAAUAAAGAAUUUAUUCUUACUUUUUUUAAAAUUCAAAAGUUUAAAAUUAUCCUCACCAUGAAUAGAGGUUAUACUACUGUCAAAAAACAUAAAAUUGUUUACGAAUGGACAAUUUCCGAAGUUAACUUUUUUAUGGAAUUGGCCAAAACUGCCACGAAAGAUAUCGAAUUAUUUUCACCAGAAUUUUCAACAGAAACUUCAACAAAAGAUUCAUGGAAUUUAAAUUUAAUGUUCAAUCCAUCAGAGAGUCCUGGAGGUAAAGAAUGGAUUUCAUUAUUUCUUGCUUCGUUGAAUGACAAACGUGAAAUAAAAACAACAUUUUCAUUUUUUAUAAUAAAUGACAAAAAACAAAAAGUUAAUGUAACGACCGGUACAUAUAUUUUUGAAAACGCCGUAGGCAAUGGCUUUGCACAGUUUAUAAAAAAAACAGAGCUACUAGAAAAGAAAAAUGAGUUAAUGCCAGAUGACACUUUGACAGUUGGAGUAGAACUUACUGUGUAUGACGAUUGUUCUUCAACUCUCAUUAAUUUGCCGCUAAAAAAAACAAAGCGUUUGAUGGCUGAUGAUUACAAAAAACUUUUUCAAACUAAAGCGGGCAGUGAUGUCGUCAUAAAUGUUAAAAAUGUUUAUUUUGAAGCUCAUAAAUCCAUUUUAAUAGCUCGCAGUCCUGUUUUUUUUACGAUGUUCUGCACCGACAUGAAAGAGAGUAAAGAAAACUCAGCCAAUAUUCCAGAUAUAGAUCCUGAUAUCUUCCACUGUAUGUUGGAAUUUAUUUACACUGAUCAAGUUGUUGACCUGGAUAACGUUGCUGAAGAUUUAAUUGAAGCUGCAGAACGGUUCCAACUGCAGGCUCUCAAAGAAAUGUGUAUAGAGUCAUUAUGUCGGUCUGUGAGCAUUGAUAAUUCUUCUAGGAUGCUUGUUUUAGCCGAUCGCUAUAAUGCGGAAGAUAUGGUAGAAUUUAUUGCAAAAUAUAUUGGCUCUAAUGCGGAGUAUGUUGUAAAGACGGAUGAAUAUACGAAGAUGAAGAAAUCAAAUCCGCCUUUGGCGGUGAUGUUGUUUGAAAAAUUUGCCGCCUUGAAAUCUGAUUAAUUUAUAUUAUUUUAAUUACUUUGUGUGUAAAAAUGACUUAUUUUCGAAAACAAUAUGAAAGACUAGUUUUUGUUCAGCGUCGCAGUAUUUUCAUAGCAGGAGUAUUUGUUUUUGUAAUUCAAAAAAAACCAUGAAUUUUCUUAUUGAACAAAUUAAAUACAAACAAUAUGAUAACUAUGUAAUGUAUAAUAUGAUAUACAAAGAGGAAUAUUUAAUUUUUAUUACAAAUAAACAGGGAUUUAAUUUUUAUUAUACCU